AUGGAAAAGAAGCGAGUCAUAAAGUAUAUUCUGAAUGAGCAAAGUUUGAUCGAAAACAAGCCAAAGCCAUGUAUGGUGGCCGGUUGUUCAUCGAAAUUCACCAGUUUGAGCAAUUUGAAUAUGCAUCUGGAGAAGCAUCACGGUGUUCAAGUGAAGAAAUUAAUCGAUACCGAAUCCGAAGUGCAAUACUUUUGUCCAAUACCAAAAUGCAAAUAUAAUGUGCUGCAAAAUCAAAGUUUGCAAUUUUUCAAAUCACGUAAAUAUCUGCGGCAACAUUACCUAAAAGUGCAUGCAACGAAAAAUGAACAGUGCUCCAAGUGUGAUAAGUCAUUUGCGAAUGUGUCGCUGAAAACACUGCACGAACGCAGCUGUGGAAUGUUGUUCAAGUGUUUGGAUUGUAAUUGGGAAUAUACGACGCGGGAGUGUCUGCUAACGCAUUGCCGAAGGAAAGGUCAUGCAGUGCCACCAAAGCCAGCGAAACAGAUUAAAAUUGAAACCAGUCCAGUGGCAGCUGAUUAUCCAAGCGUCAAGGUCGAUGAAAAUCACACAGAAAUUAUUAUUGCACCCAAGGAACAAACGACAGAGAAUAAAAACCAAACGAAUGUUUUGAUAAAGAAAGUGCAAAGAGUUCUGAAGAACACGCCAGCAGCUAAAAUCCGAGCCAAUUUCCAGAAGAUUUUACAAAAAAGCCGUACGAUCUCUGGCACGAAAGUGUCACAAACAACGCAAACAACAUCAAUGAGUGUUGAUAAGGAUUCGGUUAUUGAAUCACGGUCAAAUGAAAAGUACAAAAGUUUGGAGUUGAUUGACGAAGAUUCGGUUGAAGAUUCGACCAAAGCGAAUCAAAAUUUGAAUAAUCUGAGCUAUGUGGAGGAUGAGAGCAGCUUGUAUUACUUCACCGUAAAUAAUUUCAAUGCUGGCCUAUGUCAUAUUGAAACACAAACGGAUUUGUUACCAUUUGAUGAACCAAACAUUGGUACGAGUGAUAUGGAUCCAUUGCUUUGUCACAUGCACACACAAACUUCGGAUGAUAUACUGACAGAGCUGGGGCUGUCCGAUAUUCAAACACAAACCAAUUGGCCACACGAUGAGUGUAACGACAUUUUCGUAUCGACCGAAACUCAAACCUGUUUUGAUAGCCAUCUGAUUAUGGAUAACAUUUCUACUCAUACUCAAACUUCCAUAAACUGUGAUAGCUCGACAAGGCCAACGUCAUCGAGGUGGCUCAAUAAUAUUCAACAUCAAUUCACACAAACUUUGUCGGAACCGUGAAUUUUACUUUUGUAUGAGCUCAAAGAGCGAACAUGCUUAUUUAUUUAUCUCAUUUCCUUGAAACACAUCACAAAUUCAAUGAAAAUCUCAAUAAAAACCCUCAUUUUCGACUGAAA
Molecule: messenger RNA, 1388 nt
Organism: Sitodiplosis mosellana (orange wheat blossom midge)
Lineage: Eukaryota; Metazoa; Arthropoda; Insecta; Diptera; Cecidomyiidae
Gene: Asciz
Product: protein hunchback
Exons: 1
Coding region: 1-1272 (423 amino acids)
Biological process (GO): regulation of transcription by RNA polymerase II
Cellular component (GO): nucleus
Molecular function (GO): transcription cis-regulatory region binding; DNA-binding transcription factor activity, RNA polymerase II-specific
Source: RefSeq, a predicted model, not a curated record